UCUCACACACACACACACACACACACUCACACACACCACUCCCCUCACACAGCGCGAGGCUGCGGCUCGAGGGUUGAUCUUCAUUCACCUGAGCUCGGGGAGAGCACGCGCUGCCUCUGAGGGUCAGUCUGUUACCUGAACCACCAGGAGGUCACUGAGUCUGCGCGGGAUCACCUCUUCAUUCAGACAGACAGGACGACACAUCGGCGUGCGUCCAGUCUGCAGGGCGAACACACCGGCGUGCGUCCAGUCUGCAGGGCGAACACACCGGCGUGCGUCCAGUCUGCAGGGAGAACACAUCGGCGUGCGUCCAGUCUGCAGGGAGAACACACCGGCGUGCGUCCAGUCUGCAGGGCGAACACACCGGCGUGCGUCCAGUCUGCAGGGAGAACACACCGGCGUGCGUCCAGUCUGCAGGGCGAACACACCGGCGUACGUUCAGUCUGCAGGGAGAACACACCGGCGUGCGUCCAGUCUGCAGGGAGAACACACCGGCGUGCGUCCAGUCUGCAGGGCGAACACACCGGCGUGCGUUCAGUCUGCAGGGCGAACACACCGGCGUGCGUCCAGUCUGCAGGGCGAACACACCGGCGUGCGUCCAGUCUGCAGGGCAAACACAUCGGCGUGCGUCCAGUCUGCAGGGAGAACACACCGGCGUGCGUCCAGUCUGCAGGGAGAACACACCGGCGUGCGUCCAGUCUGCAGGGCAAACACAUCGGCGUGCGUCCAGUCUGCAGGGAGAACACACCGGCGUGCGUCCAGUCUGCAGGGCGAACACACCGGCGUGCGUCCAGUCUGCAGGGCGAACACAUCGGCGUACGUUCAGUCUGCAGGGCGAACACACCGGCGUGCGUCCAGUCUGCAGGGCGAACACACCGGCGUGCGUUCAGUCUCGCCUCCGUCCAGCUGCCGCCUUCAUCAGUAUGAGAGUUUCAUCAUGUCAGCCAAUGAGACCAAACUGGCGCCCCUUCUGUCCACGUAUGACCUCCGGCUGGCGUGCGGUCAGUGCUGCAUCAAACACGGAGAAAUCACCUACGCGUUAAGGUCCGUGCAGCACCGAUGUGAGCACGGUCUGCUGCUCUGCAGAGUGAAGGACGGCAGCACAUGGAGACCGGUCUGCAAGCGCCCCACCUUCCCGAACCCCAGCCGCUAUGAGGUCUGCUACUUCUUCAAGGAGGGCUUUGGAUGCACCCAACACAAGAACCGCUGCUCUUUCGCCCGGAGCCAAGAGGAGGCCGCCGUGUGGACCUUUGAGAAGCAACACAGAGUGGACCAUGGGCUCCUCUGUCACCUGAUCGCUCAGUCUGAGAGGGUCUCUGAGGGGGUCUCUGAGAGGGUCUCUGACGGCUCUGGACCUCUCACUGACCUGCUGGACACUCUGGAUUUGAAGGCAGCGUGUGAGUUAUGUUGCACCAAAGAGAAGGAUAUCACCUUCACAGUUCGCUCUGUCGGUCAUACAUGUAGGAGAAAUCUUCUUUUAGCCAAAUCCAAGACCUCUCAGCUGUGGCGCCCGGUCUCUGAGCGGCCCACAUCAGGACAGUUUGGACGUAAUGUCUUCUACCAGGAGUGUAUGUUCUUCUCUGAGGGCUUCGGGUGUUCUCAACACGGACAAAAAUGCACGUUUGCUCGAAGCUUCGAGGAGGCGACUGUUUGGAACCAUGUCAGAGACCUGGACCUGGACAGAGACCAGUUCAUCAGACUCGUGGUCGAGUCUGAGCCCACUCUGCUCACGCCUGAACGGACCGCUGAAAGCAUCCUCCAACAGUUCCCAGGGGGGUUCAUGGAGUUAUGCAGAGACUGCUUCCAUGAGAAGAAACUGAGCCGCAAGAGAUGGAACGCCACCUGUUCAUCAGACGCAAGGCACACCUGGGAGCCCGUCUUAGUCCACCACCUGGCAGAGAGCAGCGGGAAGCAGGUCUACAGCCAGGUGCGCCUUCUCCCCUCAAACUGUGAGUUUAAAUUCUGCAGCCAUGUCAGGCAGGGGAAGCCCUGCUGGCACCCGGCCGGUCACUGCCGCUCGGCCCAGAGCGACGUGGAGAUGUCGGUGUGGAGGGCGGAGCACAGCGGCCUCUCUGUUCGACCUCAUCUCCUCAAGCUGAGUCAGACCGGUCACACACAACCCGAACGCGGGACCAUGUACUGCAAAGUCUGCCUCCUGGUCCUGUCCUCCCCCGAGAGCUUCUACAAACACUGCUCUUCUCUGGAGCAUGCUCAGUUACUCUCUGAGGACACCACCACCAGGUGGAGAGGACGACGGCCUCCACACGGCCCGCGGGCAGACAUCUGGCUGUGUGAGAGACCACAAACAUGUGAGUACGGCAUCAGGUGUCCCAAAGCUCACACGAUGGAGGAGCUGCAGGAGUGGAUGAUGCGAGCUGCAGAGGAGAAGGAGAUCAGACACAACAUUGAGGAGCAGGGUCUGAUGUGCUACAGCGAGAAGCUGCUGGAGGAGUACAGGAACAGCAGCAACGAAGUGCACGUUGUAUCAGAACAGGUGGAUGAUGUCAGUGUCUCCUGUGAUGAAGACCUGAGUGUGCGCUGUGAGCAGAGCGAUGGGACACUGCAGUGGCACUUCCAGGUGGAAACAGAGAGACAGCUUGUCCACGUCGCGCUGCUGAAGCAGGAACCAGGAGCUUCAUUCAGCCUGGGUGAGACCACCUCUGUGCCCUGCAUCUACUCGACAGGCAAAGCCUUCGUCACAGGGGACACGGCCUACGACCUCACCGUGUCCUUCACAUCCAUCAACCCUGGCCUGUACGAACAGUGGUUAGUGCUGGACUUCAACAUGAGGCCUGUUCUGCUGAAGAAACUCAGAGUCAGAGUCGGCCAGCUGUCCCUGGAGGACUCUGAGGAACCAGCUGAGAGCCGAGCUGCUGCUGUUCAGACCGCUGAGCGCUGGCAUCGAGGGAACCGGCUCAUCAUCCCAUGUUCAUCCAGGAAAGAAGAACAGGAGGAGCUGCUGAAGGAGUACAAACCUCCUCAGAUUAACUUCCUUUAUAAAUCCUCCCACAACAAGCAGACCCCUCUGGACCACCAGAACUACAGAGAGAGAAUGCACGGCUUCCUCUAUGACGAAGAGCGAGCAGAGGACCAGAUCAUUUCACGGCUAAAUGUUCGCGGUGAAGUUAGGACCAUGGAUAAACUGAGAAGCACCAAAUACGGCCCCAUGAUUGCUCCUCCAGGACAACUCUACUGUGCUGUCUCGAUUCCUUGCAACCUCACACCAGACACCCCUGAGGGUCAGGUCCUAAAACGAAGCAUCCAGUCCAGCCUGAUCGCCCCUUCAGAUGAUGGACACUCGAAGGUCUACGAAGCCAGCAUCCUGCAGGACCGAACCAGUGAGAACCAGAUGUUUCUGCAGCUGUCUAGAAAAUGCUGCUCUGAUCUUUCACUCAGGAGCAAUGAGUCGUAUCAAAUGGAGGUACAGUUUCAGCUGCACCGCAUCAGCUUCUGCACCAUGCACAGGGCUGUAGACCUCCUCCCUGACACAAAGAGAGUGCUACCAGACCUCAAAACCUGCAGGGUUCCCGUGAGUAAUAUCCUGCACGAGAAGCUGAACGCAAAGCAGCUGUCAUCGAUUCACUUCAUCACAGGGAACUCCAAUGACCCCAAGAACGUGGCACCGCUCCUCAUUUAUGGACCGUUUGGGACCGGCAAAACCUUCACCCUGGCUACAGCCGCCCGAGAGCUGUGUGAGCGGCCACACAACAAAGUGCUGAUCUGCACCUACACCAACAGCUCUGCAGAUCUUUACAUCAGUCAUCACUUCCAUCCAUUCAUCAACGAGAGGAACGGUGAAACCAGGCCCAUUCGAAUAAAAGCCAACAAACAAGGGAAGGCUCUGCUCGCCACCGAUGACAUCACUUUGAAAUACUGUCUCCUCUCUGAAGACAGACAGUCUUUUCUGCCUCCAACAAAAGCCGCCCUCGAUCAUCACAACGUAGUCAUCACCACCACAUCGAUGGCCAAACGUUUGUAUGAGCUCAAGCUCCCGGAGGGAUACUUCACCCACAUCCUCAUCGAUGAGGCCUCUCAGAUGCUGGAGUGUGAAGCUUUGAUGGCUCUUGGUCUUGCCGGACCAGAGACCAGGGUGGUUUUGGCCGGAGAUCACAUGCAAAUGGGGCCGAAGCUGUUCUCUGUGGAUGAUCAUCACCGUUCGGACCAAACUCUCCUGACCCGUUUGUUCCACUAUUACCAAGGACAGAAGUGUGAGGCUGCAAACAACAGUCGCAUCAUCUUCAGUGAGAACUACCGCUCCACUUCAGAGAUCCUGGACUUCAUCUCCACUUAUUUCUACGUGGGUAAGAAUGACAUCAUCAAAGCUGUUGGAAAUAUACCCGCUCCAGCCAACGGCCAUGCCCUGAAGUUUUACCAUGUCAGGGGAGAGUGUGUCUUGGACAAGGUGUCCAUGUCCUGGUACAACAAACAAGAGGUUGCCCAGGUGGUUGAAGCAGUCAACGAGGUUUUCAAACAGUGGCCAUCAUCCUGGGGAAACAAGGACCAGGGCUCAGUCUGUGUUCUCUCAGAGUCAAAGCAGGUUUGGAGCAUCCGCACGGCACUGAGCAGGAAAGGCUUCCCUGGAGUCCAUGUGGAGAAUCUUGCCAAUGUUCAAGGGAAACAGUUCAGAGUGGUCGUGAUAACAGCUGUGCAAACACGAGACAGCCUCAAGACGUCUCACCUGGCUGGCCUGGAGCUGUUCAAUGAUGCCCGGGUCUUAAACACCGCCAUGACCAGAGCUCAGUCUCACGUGGUGGUGGUCGGAGACGCUGCUGCCCUCUGCUGCUUCGGGAAGUGCUCGGGGGUCUGGAAGGCCUUCAUAGACCACUGCAUCAGCAAAUGCAGUGUUGAGCCAAAGCACUUCACCAAAGAGUUCUUUGAAAGAGACGUCAUGGAAACGGCAAGGUUCCAAAAGUCCGAACAGGAGGAUGAGAGCAACAGCCUCAGUGAUGCCAUCCUUCAAGAGCUGAAAGAUGAAUACGAGCAGCUGAAAACAGAGUACAGCUCAGAAGAAGAAGAACCUGAAGUUAUCAAUCACCCCAAGUUCAGACCAUUAUACAGUGACAGUGAUGAGGACAAAGACCACGUGGAGCCAUGUGACACACAAGGGAAGAUGUUCAGGGAGUCUGCUAACAGAGGUUACGUCAUACCCUUUCAUGACCCGGCCAGGCAUGUUCACAUUAAGGGAAGAGGCAGCAUGGGUAAAGCCUUCACUGGAGACGAAGUGGACUUAAAGGAAACAAGAGUGGUGAGAAUCACCAAGGAAGCUGAAUCAGCCCGGGAACUGGUGUGCAUGCUUCAGGAGGAGGAUUACAGCAAACCAAGACAAACCUCUAAUGGAAAGUUCAUCAAACGGUUGAUGAUUCCUCUCAGCAGAUCUGAGCCCAAAAUAUGCAUACUGAUCAACAAGAAGAAACGGAACUUCAUGCCCAUAUGGCAGGAAGCUUAUGGGCAGUGGAAUCUGGUGGCAUCAGAACGUAUGAAUGAAUCACUCAGGCAGAAUAAUGUGUUUGUGGUGCAAGUGAUUGGCUGGAAGGCACGGUGUCAUUAUCCUCUGGGCAAUGUCACAGCCAUCAUCCCAGUGGGAAGGUCUUUGACUGAAGGGCUGAGGAUCCUGAAUGAAGAAUUCAAAGUUAGAUAUGGACCAGACAUGAGAUUCUCUGAGAGGGAUGAAGACAUUCACAGGGAGGACAGAUGUGAAGUUUGCACUUUCACUGUUGACUCUGAAAAAACAGAGAACUUGGAUGACGCCAUCAGCGUCAGGGAAACUGGAGACCUUUAUGAGUUGGGAAUCCAUAUUACAGAUGUUGCAAGCUACGUGCAUCCUAGUGAUAUAUUAGACGAACAAGCUAAACAACAAGGUGCUACAUAUUACCCUAAGGGUGCAAACCCCCAUCACAUGCUCCCUGAACACUUAAGAACUGAAAGCUUGAGUCUUCUGGAGGGUGAGGAUCGCAGGGCGGUUUCGCUGAUGUUCAAAGUAAACAAGCAAACUCAUGAGAUCAUUGAAGAGCCCGAGUUUCAGCUGUCACUGAUCAAGUCAGACAAAAAGCUGUCCUUCAAAUCAGCAGGAGAAGAGAUCACUAAAAGACAUGGACAGAGACCUGAGUUCACCACCGUGGAGGACUGUGUCAGCGUGGCGUAUCGUUUCGCCAAAGCUCGGAGGAAGGAGAGGCUCGUGGACUGGGCCUACUUCCAGCCUGACGAGAAGAGAGUCCCCGGAAAACGCAAAGCCAAUCUGAUGAUCGAGGAGCUGAGCGUGUUAUACAACACGCAUGCAUCCAAGAAACUGAUUAGUUCAGACAAGACCCAGUACUGCACACCGCUCCGCUGCCAGGAAGAACCUGAUGCUGAGAAGAUCGAAGAGCUGAAGAAGAACUGUGGAGGAUUAAUCCCGCUGUCCUUCGCGGUGCGGCGCAGGGUAGAUGAUGACGGACACGCCCCUAACUGUGAAAACUUCCGCAUACUUCAUGAAGUGUGGAGAGAGAUCCAGUCCGCUGCUGAGGCUGGUGAUGUAGACAAAAUGGUGGAUCUUAUCGCCGCAGACGACAUCCACCCUCUCCUCCAACCAGUCGUCAGUCAGUUCAGAAGCUGCUUCAGUAAAGCUCUGCUGAUCCCCUCUGGUCCCUCUAACACAGGCCAUUAUUCUCUGAGCGUGCCAUCCUACACACAAGCGUCUUCCCCAAUAUGGAGGUACAUGGACAUUGUCGUGCAGAGGCUUUUGCACUCUUUCAUAUGUCACAGGAACGCUCCAUACACGGAAAAGGAGAUCGCAAGUCUGUGCAGUGACUCUGAGUACAGCCUGAAGAAGGCCAAAGAGUACGAACAGAAGGCGGAGCAACACUUCUACGCCGUCAGCAUGAGAACCCAGACCGCUGCUAAACUGGCCUUCGUUGUCAGUGUGGAAUCUGCCAGAGAGAGCUUUUCAGUGUCGUUCCCCUUUAACAAGAAAGUUUUCACUGAGGGUCUCCCCAUCAUGUACAAGGAGUUUCAGCUGUCAGACCAACCAGAUCACGAUGAAGCAAAUCACUGUGUCAGACUCAAAUGGACAAGGCGGAUCUAUGCAGUUGACAACACGCAAUUCCAUGAAGAGUUGGAAACUCCACACUGUGGUCCCUGUGUGGAGCUUCCCCUGGAAGUGUGGAAAAAAACACUUCAAGCAAUUGAUGAAGAAAAGUGGGGACUUGCAAAGGAUCUCAUAAUGGAAGCAGGAACACAAGAACUGGAAAAACAAAACACUCUGCCCCCGUCAUCUGAAAUACUUUAUUCUGAGUCUGACACAAGCAGCUCUGAGCAGCAGGAGGUACUGGAGGAGGAUGAGGCCAUGCAACCACACCAAGACCUGAGAGAGUCCAGCUCUGACACAUCCAGCUCUGAAGAGCCAGAGGAGCCAGAGGAUCAAGAGGAGCCAGAGGAUCAAGAGGAGCCAGAGGAUCAGCAGCAGCACAGUGGGCACGAGGUUGAGAUCAACUUUGAGCUGAGGACAGGCGACACGCUUCAACUGCAGAUGACCUCUGAGCUGAGAAGAGGGUACCACAUGCCUGCUGUUCAGUUGGUACGCAUCAAACCAAAGUUUGAGAUCUGUGUGGAACACGUCCACAGCCCUAUCACCUGCUUCACCAAACCUGCUGAUGACCCCACAAAGAUUUAUUACAGAGACACUAUGGAGUACAAAGAGAUCUGGACACCUCUGUGUGAGAUGGAAUCUGCUGCCAAUGCAGUGAAUGAAGAGGACAGCAUCAUCAUCGAGAACCUGAAGGUGACCUUCAAACAGGAGCAGAGAGGAAUGCUAACAGGAAGGUUCUUCCUCUCUCAGGCACAGAUGGAUGAAUGGGCCAUCGAGUGCAACCUCUCAAAGUGUUUACUGUGCAUACGGAAAAGAGGUGUGACGCCG
Messenger RNA from Notolabrus celidotus (New Zealand spotty), 7891 nucleotides. RefSeq names its product helicase with zinc finger domain 2-like. The transcript is spliced from 9 exons. NCBI's taxonomy places the organism in Eukaryota, Metazoa, Chordata, Actinopteri, Labriformes, Labridae. The record is from RefSeq and is a predicted model, not a curated record. Gene Ontology annotation, molecular function: RNA binding; 5'-3' DNA helicase activity; RNA nuclease activity. The annotation marks the transcript as partial.